GUUUAGCCGCUUCUGGAAUGUUUUUAAAAGAAACUCCCCCUGCAGGCUCGCGGUAUUUAACGUUUGGUAAAGUGUGUUGCUUGUAAUUCUAGUCAAAGUCUGACUCUGACAGUACAUCCAGCCAGCCAUCUUUACCGUCAAGCUGUAUGAAACGCGUUGUUGCUGUUGAAAAAGUUACUAACGUUAGAUCGGGGUUGUGCAGGUGAGGUGGCUUUGCCUUUGAGCUAGUGAGCUAGCUUGCUAAUCAGAAUGACUCAGCAAGGAGCUGCGCUGCAGACCUACAACAAUGAACUUGUCAAGUGUAUAGAAGAGCUGUGCUCUAAAAGGGAAGAUCUGAACAGGUUGAUCCAGCAGGAGGAAGCAGAGAAGGCUCGUCUGCAGCACGACAUCCGUGUGCUGACGGAGAAGCUGAGCCGCGUAAACGAGAGUCUGGCACGCCGGCUCAGUGCUCGUGCUGAUUUUGACCGCACGAUAGCAGAGACGGAGGCUGCGUACAUGAAGAUUCUUGAAAGUUCUCAAACACUUUUAAGCGUUCUGAAGAAGGAAACGGGAAAUCUGACUAAAGCCACUGAACCCAGAAGUAACAAAGAUCAUUGAAGAAGGCUGAAUGUUCUCCAUUCUUUGUUCUUAUUUCUGUAUGAGCAUUCUUUCAUCAUCACACAACAUUAACUUUUCAUUUGUGUCAGGAAACCAUGUAUGUAAAAUGUAUAGAUUUAUGUUUUGAUAUGGAAUUAGUGUUUAAUAUAAUACUUGUAUUUUAAUGUGACAUUUUAAUAAAGAUAACUUUAUAA
Triplophysa rosa is the source of this 791-nucleotide messenger RNA. It is a transcript of the gene ssna1, whose product is annotated as Sjogren syndrome nuclear autoantigen 1. The record is from RefSeq and is a predicted model, not a curated record. Bases 250 to 597 code for a protein of 115 amino acids. Lineage: Eukaryota; Metazoa; Chordata; Actinopteri; Cypriniformes; Nemacheilidae. The transcript is spliced from 3 exons. Gene Ontology annotation, cellular component: centrosome; ciliary basal body.